CAUGACUCUUUAGAAAUAAAGACAAAAAACGGUAAUGCUCCAAUCGCAUUAGCUGUGGAAGCCAAUAACCUGGAACUGGUUAAAUACAUGGUGGAAACAAGUCCAACACAGCUUUGAAUUCAGAACGAACAUGGAAACACCCCACUAAUUACAUCUGCCAUCAACGGACAACAGGAAAUGUUUAAUUACCUUUAUUCAGUGACUAUCAUAAAUAGGCAAAGCCUUAACAUUGGCGAUACAGUUAUUUCUAAUAAUGUUACUGAUGCACUUAGGGUUGACUUAUACGAUGUGGCCUUGGAUCUACUAAAGAUAUUUCCGACAUCAGCCACUAUUCGAGAUGCUUAUGAAGCAAAUGUUUUCAGUGUAUUGGCAGGAAAGCCUUUUGACUUACCUAGUGGAAAUCGAUUUGGAUUAUGGAGAAGUUGCAUGUAUCUAUGGGUUGGUAGUGGACGACAAGGAUCAGUUGCGAAGCUCUCACUGUGCUGUGCUAGGUAUGUAUGUGGAUCGGACGGUUCCGAACACCAGAUUAAUCACCAAAAUAUUUACUAG
Papaver somniferum (opium poppy) is the source of this 549-nucleotide messenger RNA. RefSeq lists its product as uncharacterized. The record is from RefSeq and is a predicted model, not a curated record. The coding region runs from base 178 to 549 and encodes 123 amino acids. The transcript is spliced from 3 exons. NCBI's taxonomy places the organism in Eukaryota, Viridiplantae, Streptophyta, Magnoliopsida, Ranunculales, Papaveraceae.